AUGGGAAUACAAGGACUGCUACAAUUUAUCAAAGAAGCUUCUGAACCCAUCAAUGUGAGGAAAUAUAAAGGACAGGUAGUGGCUGUGGAUACCUAUUGUUGGCUUCACAAAGGAGCUAUUGCUUGUGCUGAAAAGCUAGCCAAAGGGGAACCUACUGAUAGGUAUGUAGGAUUUUGUAUGAAAUUUGUAAAUAUGCUGCUAUCUCAUGGAGUCACACCUAUUCUUGUAUUUGAUGGGUGUACUUUACCUUCUAAAAAGGAAGUAGAGAGGUCUAGAAGAGAAAGACGACAAGCAAAUCUUCUUAAGGGAAAGCAGCUUCUCCGCGAGGGGAAAGUCUCAGAAGCCCGAGAAUGUUUUACCCGUUGCAUCAAUAUUACACAUGCCAUGGCCCACAAAGUAAUUAAGGCUGCUCGCUCUCAGGGGGUGGAUUGCCUCGUGGCUCCAUAUGAAGCUGAUGCACAGUUGGCCUAUCUUAACAAAGCUGGUAUUGUACAAGCUAUAAUAACAGAAGACUCUGAUCUCCUAGCCUUUGGCUGUAAGAAGGUGAUUUUAAAAAUGGACCAGUUUGGAAAUGGACUAGAAAUUGAUCAGGCUCGGCUAGGCAUGUGCAAACAGCUUGGGGAUGUAUUCACAGAAGAGAAGUUCCGUUACAUGUGCAUUCUUUCAGGCUGUGACUAUCUCUCAUCAUUGCGUGGAAUUGGUUUAGCAAAGGCAUGCAAAGUACUAAGACUGGCCAACAACCCUGAUAUUGUAAAGGUUAUCAAGAAAAUUGGACAUUAUCUCAAGAUGAAUAUAACAGUGCCAGAGGAUUACAUCAAAGGAUUUAUUCGAGCCAACAAUACUUUCCUUUAUCAACUAGUUUUUGAUCCCAUCAAAAGGAAACUUGUCCCUCUGAAUGCCUACGAAGAUGACAUUGAUCCUGAAACACUAAGUUAUGCUGGACAGUAUGUUGAUGACUCUGUAGCUCUUCAAAUAGCACUUGGAAAUAAAGAUAUAAAUACUUUUGAACAGAUCGACAACUACAAUCCAGACACUGCUAUGUCUGACCUAUCAAGAAGUCAUAGUUGGAACAACAAAACUUGUCAAAAGUCUUCUACUGUUAACAGCAUCUGGCAUAGGAAUUAUUGCCCUAGACUUGAGUUGGAUAAUGUUUCAGGUGCUACACAAUUGAAGGAAAAUCCAAGAACUGUGGGCAUUAAACAAGUGAUUAGUACUAAAGGAUUAAAUCUUUCAAGGAAAUCAUCCAUGGUGAAAAGACCAAGAAAUGAAGAGCUGUCAGAAGAUGAUCUAUUGAAUCAGUAUUCCCUCUCAUUUACAAAGAAGAUCAAGAAAAAUAGCUGUGAAAAUAAUGAAUCAUUGAAAUCUUCUGAAAUGUUUGUGCCUGCCCUGAAAGAUGGAACUAUUCAAACAAAAACCUUAAGCACACCACCUCAGACAAGAAAUAAAUUUGCAACAUUUUUACAGAGAAAAAACAAAGAAAGUGGGGCAGUUGUGGUUCCAGGGACCAGAAGCAGGUUUUUUUGCAGUCCUCUGGAUUCUGUGGAUUGCAUAUCAAAGAAAGAGAACAGCCAGCCUCUAGAUGAAGCUUCUGUCACAGAUAAAGUGACCAAUCUCAGUGAGUCAGAUUGUCGAGACCUAGAAGGCAGGAAGCUGGUCGAUACAAACAUAGCACAUAAUUCAAAUGAUCAGGUUCCAAAGGAUGUGACUGUUGAUCAGGUUCCAAAGGUUGUGACUGUAUUUGCUGAUGAAGAGUCUCAGUCUCUUGGAACCAGCAAAUUCACAAAGACUGUUUCACCACCAACUCUGGGAACUCUAAGAAGUUGUUUUAGUUGGUCUGGAAGUCUCGGGGGUUUUUCCAGAACUCCAAGCCCCACCCCAGGCACAGCGUUGCAGCAGUUGUGUAGAAUGAGUGAUUCCUUCGCUGCUAUGCCUGAGAACAAUACAGUGUCCCAGACAUCUCAGUCAAAGAGUGAUGAGUCUGGUGGUGAGUCUCCACCCUUACAUGACAUGGAGCGGUCUUCACAGUCUCAGGAAAGUGAAGAGUUAUCAUCACACAGUAUAAAUACUUCAAAACUUUCUCAGCCUUCCAGUAAAGAUUCUGAUUCAGAGGAAUUUGAUUGUAAUAUGGAGUCACUUGAUAAUCAAGGUAAUCAGAACUAUAAGCAGUGUUUAUCUCGUUUCUCAAAGAAAGACACACUUCUAAGGAACAAGGUUCCUGGGCUGUAUAAAUCCAGUUCUGUGGACUCACUUUCCACAACAAAGAUCAAACCUCUAGUACCUGCUAGAGUCAGUGGACUAAGCAAGAAGUCAUCAAGCAUCCAAAAGAGAAAUCAUCAUAAUGCUGAGAACAAGCCAGGAUUACAGAUAAAAAUAAGCGAGCUCUGGAAAAAUUUUGGAUUUAAAAAAGAUUCUGAAAAGCUUCCUUCUUGUAAGAAGCCCCUGUCUCCAGUCAGAGAUAAUAUCCAACUAACUCCAGAAACAGAAGAUGAUAUAUACAACAAAGCUGAAUGUUCACAUGUUCAGAGAGCAAUAUUUCAGUAA
Urocitellus parryii (Arctic ground squirrel) is the source of this 2541-nucleotide messenger RNA. It is a transcript of the gene Exo1, whose product is annotated as exonuclease 1. Gene Ontology annotation, biological process: mismatch repair; DNA recombination. Gene Ontology annotation, molecular function: metal ion binding; DNA binding; 5'-3' DNA exonuclease activity. Lineage: Eukaryota; Metazoa; Chordata; Mammalia; Rodentia; Sciuridae. The record is from RefSeq and is a predicted model, not a curated record. Gene Ontology annotation, cellular component: nucleus.